AUGGCCGUGGUUAAUUUUAGCGUGUGUUUGGUUCUCGUCCUGUAUCAGCUCUCGACGGCUUUCAGUGACGAGACAUCAUCAGAAUCAUCUGACAUAGGAUUGACUGAUCCAAAACCAGCAGAGGGAGAUUCAGAAGGUGUAAGGUGUUACUGCAAUACAGCUCAUUGUAUAAGCACAGGUUAUAUGUGCAGAGCGCGUAAAGGUGGUGGUUGUUAUAGUGAACUACCACCAAGAAGACACCAUACCAGCCACGGCUGCCUUCAUCAUUUAUCUGAAAUUGAACAAGAAGCCUUAUCUCAUUGUCAGAAUGCACCCAGUCAAGGAGGGCCGCCUCGGCGCGAACACUCAUUGCUACUCUGCUGCUUCAAGGACCUUUGUAACCACGAAGACAGUCCGUUGGCGAAAGCAAGACUUAAUCUAACAAACGAAUUAGAAGGAAGUGUUGCUAGCGAGCGUGGCGCGUCAUACAACAGUGAAGUUUGGUUCAAGGCGGCCACUAUAGCGGUCCCGGUGUGCGGUGCCUUGAUACUGUUUCUUUUGGUAGCGGUGGCUGUGAGGCUAUUAAAAGCAGACGCUUUACUUCAGGCUGAUAGAAAAUUAAGAGGCGGCUACAUGUCCCCGCCACAAAACUACACAGAAGACGUUAAAAAAGUAUGGGUAGGUAACUCUCCCUUACUAAUGACACCCGAUGGUUGUUUAGUAGCGGUAGAAAGAGCGCAUCUCGUACCGCAGCUCUGUGAUAUACAACGG
Messenger RNA from Brenthis ino (lesser marbled fritillary), 750 nucleotides. The record is from the annotation of a GenBank genome assembly. Lineage: Eukaryota; Metazoa; Arthropoda; Insecta; Lepidoptera; Nymphalidae.